Messenger RNA from Encephalitozoon intestinalis ATCC 50506, 351 nucleotides. RefSeq names its product transcription elongation factor Spt4. Lineage: Eukaryota; Fungi; Microsporidia; Unikaryonidae. The record is from RefSeq and is a predicted model, not a curated record. Gene Ontology annotation, molecular function: zinc ion binding; RNA polymerase II complex binding. The coding region runs from base 1 to 351 and encodes 116 amino acids. The transcript has a single exon. Gene Ontology annotation, biological process: regulation of transcription elongation by RNA polymerase II; chromatin organization; positive regulation of DNA-templated transcription, elongation. Gene Ontology annotation, cellular component: DSIF complex; nucleus.
AUGGAAGAGAAGUUUAAAGGAACUCUAAGCGGAAAGCUCCGUGCAUGUCUGGGAUGCUCUCAGAUAAAGACCUUGAAUGGGUUUAGAAAAGAUGGAUGUGAAAACUGCCCAAUGCUUGAGAUGAAGGGAAACCUUUCGAAUGUCAAUGAAUGCACCACAAGCAACUUCAGAGGUGUUGUAGCACUUCUACAGCCUUCCAACAGUUGGGUUGGAAAGUGGCAAAGAAUAGGAGAGUUCAAAAAAGGACUCUAUGCAAUGGUUGUUGAAGGAGUUCUCUCGGAAGACUUUGUUAAGGACAUCGAGCAGGAUGGAAGAAUAUACUAUGAAAGAACAGAGUCUUUCAAGCUGUAA